CUGUAAAUUGUUUCAUCUUGUUUGUAGCACUUAUUUUCUUGACUGAUAAAAAAGCCAAAGGAAUUUAUAUUAACGAUUGUUUCCAAUCCCAAGAAAAGCUUUCUAAGUUUUGUGAUGUAUCGAUAUGCCCAAGAGGUGUUACCCACGUACUCUGUAAUACAUAUGGAUUCUGGGGAAAAACUUGCGGUUGUGCUCAAGGGACAUACCAAAUGACUAGCAGUAUAAAAGAAUUUAUUCUACGACAACAUAAUACAUUUCGAGAUAUUGUGGCCAAAGGAGCUCUGCAAAAGUUACCUUCGAGUGGUCGCAUGCUCACCAUGCAAUGGAGCCCAGAAUUGGCCCGAAUCGCAGAAUGGGCAGCAAAAAGAUGCACUAUAAGUCCACCAACGGAAUGCAUUUCGACGGUACAAUAUAGGAACCCUGGCUUUAAUGCGGCCUACAAUAAAUUUAAGGGCGACCAGGACAUUCUGAAAAUUGUGGAGUCCAUACUGCAUUCGUGGUAUCGGGAAAAUCAGUGGGCCAGAGCGAAAAGUAUCGAGAAUGGCGUAUCGAAAGACAAUCACGAGAUAGGACACUUUUUACAAUUAAUAAUUGGUGAGGUCGAUCGCAUUGGCUGUGCCAUAUCGAGGUAUACUAAAGAGGGAUGGAAUCAUCAAUUAUUGGUCUGUAUAUAUAGCGACUCCAUGAAGGAUUUCAAGAAACCCGUUUAUCAAACCGACAAAAAACCAGCUUCACAUUGUAAAUGUGGUGUCUCUUCGCAAUAUAAACAUUUAUGCUCGCCAAGUGAAACUUCCAAUAUAAAAAGAGAAAUAAAGAAACGGGAAAGAAAUGAUAUUGAAACAACAGCCAUCCCAGGACACAUUCAAAAGAUUGAAGAGUGGUAUUUGGACCAAACAGAAAUUUGAACAUAAAAGUAAUAAAGUGACUUCUCCAAUACUUUACUUCUAAUAAAUGAUAUCUGGAGUAUAAA
Messenger RNA from Drosophila willistoni, 970 nucleotides. Its product is annotated as venom allergen 5-like. Lineage: Eukaryota; Metazoa; Arthropoda; Insecta; Diptera; Drosophilidae. The transcript has 3 exons. Bases 210 to 905 code for a protein of 231 amino acids. The record is from RefSeq and is a predicted model, not a curated record.